This is a messenger RNA of Triplophysa dalaica, 4521 nucleotides long. RefSeq names its product ras-specific guanine nucleotide-releasing factor RalGPS1. Gene Ontology annotation, cellular component: plasma membrane. The transcript is spliced from 20 exons. Gene Ontology annotation, molecular function: guanyl-nucleotide exchange factor activity. Gene Ontology annotation, biological process: positive regulation of GTPase activity; Ras protein signal transduction. The coding region runs from base 316 to 2058 and encodes 580 amino acids. Lineage: Eukaryota; Metazoa; Chordata; Actinopteri; Cypriniformes; Nemacheilidae. The record is from RefSeq and is a predicted model, not a curated record.
CCUUAAAUGUUUCGCUGUUUUUGUCAGCGUGACAUAUGUGUCUCUCUGCCAUGUUUGUGUACAUCUUAAGCGUAAAUGGUUAUAUUUAUAAACACACAAGGUCAGCCUCUCGCUGUGGAAUAAUCAUCUGACGCACAUAUACUGGAUUAUACUGGUUUAAUGGAUUAACGUUACUGGAGGAUGAAUAUGAUUGUUUCGUCUUCUCAUUGAUUCAGAUCAAACACAAAGACAGGUAUGGAUGAAAUGUCAUAUAUGGGGUCUGGCUAAGGGUCACUGUUGCCCUGGCGUCUGCACCCCAUUGGCUCGGCCUCCAGCAUGUACCGUAGAAACGGCCUAUCUGAUGGCACCAGCAUUAGCUCCAACUCCUCUGAGGACAGUAAGAGCUUAGCAUCGGUGGAUGGGCUGAGCGCUGACUACGCCAAGAGCUAUGACGCCGUCGUGUUUGAUGUGCUAAAAGUGACGCCAGAGAUGUUUGCGAGCCAAAUUACCCUGAUGGACGCCCCUGUGUUUAAGGCCAUACAGCCCGAGGAGCUUGCUAGCUGUGGCUGGAACAAAAAGGAGAAACAUAAACUGGCUCCUAAUGUUGUUGCCUUCACACGGAGGUUCAACCAGGUCAGCUUCUGGUUAGUGCGAGAGAUCCUUACCGCUCAGACGCUGAAGAUUCGUGCAGAGAUCCUGAGCCAUUUCGUGAAAAUCGCAAAGAAACUUUUGGAGCUGAAUAACCUGCAUUCGCUGGUGUCCGUGGUUUCGGCUUUGCAGACCGCUCCCAUCUUCAGACUGAGCAAGACCUGGGCGUUGAUCAGCAGAAAAGAUAAGGCCACGUUUGAGAAGCUAGAUUACCUGACAUCUAAAGAAGAGAACUACGCCAGAAUGAGGGAGUUUAUCAGAUCGCGCAAGAUGGUGCCCUGCAUCCCUUAUCUAGGAAUCUACCUGCUGGACAUGAUUUACAUUGACUCGGCCUAUCCCGCCUCUGACAGCAUCAUCGAGACAGAGCAGCGGACCAAUCAGAUGAAUAAUAUCCUCCGUGUGAUCUCUGACCUGCAGAUGUCCUGUACAUACGAUCACCUUGUGGUCCUGCCUCAUGUGCAGAAGUACUUGAUGUCUGUUCGCUACAUUGAGGAACUUCAAAAGUUUGUGGAAGAUGACAAUUUCAAACUGUCUUUGAAAAUUGAACCAGGGAACAGUUCACCACGCAUUGCCACAUCUAAAGAGGAUCUCGCAGGUCCGUCUGAGGUGUCUUUGUCCGUGCGAUACAGUCGACGGCCUACUUGCCCUGAUGCUACGGCUGGGGUCCAUGUUCCCACACCGCCUCCCUCACGACACCGGAAAAGCCACAGUCUGGGCAACGCUAUGAUGUGGCAGUUUGGUGUUGUGGAGAGUAAAAGUGCCACGUUUCCCAUCGAGAAACCACGUCACCUGCUGGAUGAUAGUUUUCUGGAGUCACAGAGUCCAGCCCGGAACAACCCACAGAGCUCAUUGGUGUCCAACGGCGUAUCUAUAGGAAGCAGUGGGAGUUCAUUUUGUGAUGAUCUUUCCCCAGGAGUCGAGAGGGGGCGCUUGUACGCCACUCUUGGCCCUAACUGGAGGGUUUCUCAUCGCAACUGCCCCCGACGUCACAUCCAUGCCCACAGUACGUCUGUAGCAGAACGGGGUAUCAGUCAUGGAGGGUCCGGUGAUGUCACAAUAGAGGGUCCUUUAAAGAGGAAGACCCUGCUAAAGGAGGGACGCAAACCCAAGCUCUCUUCAUGGACGCGGUUCUGGAUCACGCUGUCUGGAUCCAGUUUGAUAUUCUACGCAUCAAAAGCUCUGAGAGCCACAGACAGAAAACAUUUCAAGUCGUCACCCUGUAAGAAAGUGUCAGUUUUGGGCUUGAUGGCGGUUCUGCCGGAUGACCCGGCGCAGCCCAACAUCUUUCAGCUGAAUGAUCCUGACAGAGGGAAUGUUUACAAGUUUCAGACUGGAGAUCGGUUCUCUGCCAUCAUGUGGCACAAGAACCUCCAGGAGGCGUGUCGGAGAAGACCACCUCAGAUACCAGCGAAUCUCAUGUCGUUCGAAUGAACAGACUUGUGUAGCGCUCAAUGUUUAUAAUGUGCCAAAGGUCUAGAGAGAGAGAGAGAACAGAUGCACUUUGACUGAGCCAAACUCUUUCUCCAGAGCUUCAGUGCUCAAAGAUCCCCAACUCACAUGAAGAUGUUUGUCACAGACCAGCAGGCACAGAUUUACAUUCAGGAGGAAAUGAGGAGUGGGUUUUUUAGGAGGACGGUUGUGCCAUUAUGUUUUGGAAAUUGAAACCGAGAAGGUCGUUAUGUGUGACAGAAGCGGAGUUGAACCUGUGAGUCCCGCUGGAACUUCUCCAGCACACAAGUCUAAAACAGCUGGAAUAUUUAAGCACCCUGAGCCGUGAACAAACAGUACAAACUUUAUUAAACCAGUCUGAAGCAAUGAGCCGGUGAAGUUUAGCUUUGGUUGAGAGUGUUUAUACAUCUGUUACCUUCACAUUAUCUCAUAUUCUAGACUGUCGUUUGUGUGUGUCUGUGUGUCAGUGUGUUUUGACAGGUUAAUGGAUGUUUGAUAGUGCGACUGUUUACAUCAGAGCUUCUGAAUACUCAGUUUAAGUUUUGGACAUUUUAAGCACAUGAAAUCUUGUUUUUGGCUUCAAAGUAUUACAGUUUGAAUUCUUACAACUUUUGACAUGAAAAGUUCGACAAAGCAAAAGGUUUGUGUCCAUCCCCUCAGUUUUAUUGAAAGGGUUUCUUUAACUUGAACUAAAAUACAAAAGCAGCCAUUUUCACUGGAUGAUCUUAAAACUAUUUGACAGUUUGUUUAGCCUGUCACACAAGUAUAAAAAUGAAUCUUUUGAUUCAAUGAAACAUCUUAUAAACUGUAAAUGCUCCGAUCACUGUAAACCUGCCCAGAACAUGUUUGUGAUAUUUCACCCCAAAAUCAAAAUAAUUUAGACUAUUAAGAUUUUACCCAGUUCAACAAAUACUCAUUUUCAUAGCUGUAAUGUAAAAAAAAGAAUGUAUUUAUGUGUACAAAUUGUAUUAUUUAUUGCAAACAAUCAUUUUGAUUAAGGGGACAUCAAUAUUGAUAGUCAAGAUUGUAUAUUAUCAUAAAGAGAAUCGCCUUAGUGUAAAACUAAUUCUUACAGCACAUCAUAGUUCUUAAAACAUUUUCUUGAUGCAAAUUUAGUUGAGACGCCAGUUUAGAUUUUGCGGUGAAAUAUGUUGUAGACAGCUAUCAGUCAAAUUUGAAUAAAGGCUUACGCGUGUAAUUAUCUGACAUGACAGAACUGACAUAAAUCUAUUAUUUAUUGUGUAUGUCAAUGUCUGUGAAUGUUAACCAUCUGACAGCAGUGCACAAAACAAAACAAUGUUUUAGAGUUUAGUGUUGAUCUGAAAUGAGUGAAGGAAUAGGAUUGGUUACUAAUGUAUUUGUUUGUAAAUGUUUGUUAUGUGCAAUGAUUCUACUGAAGCUUUGUCUGUGUUCUCUGAAUGAGCUCUAAAGAGAGAUGAUGUCGCGUGUGCCACUGUUGGAGAAUGAAUGCCAAUCUGUGAUACUGUAAAAACAUCAGCUUAAGAAAACCAGACACCUGCUUUGCUUUACGGGGUUGCCAAUUCAGGAAUAUUUCACAAAAAAUAUUUGCUCAUCUCAUGUCAUAUAUGUAAAUAAUGGCUAAACUUAAAUUUUUUGGUUGAAAUAUUCCUUUAAAGUGAAUUGCUUGCUGAUGUAAAUAUUUCAGCUUCACAACCUGAUAGUGAUUUAGCUAUUUGUCGAAAGUAUUAUUUUUUUAAGUUUUCAUCUAUUUUCAAACUUUUAUAGGGAAACCUUUUUUUGUUCUGUUUUGAUUUGUAUUUACAGACAUACAGAAACUGUUGAUCUUGUUUUUGCAUAGAAACACAGACAUAUGUACAGAUGCACUGCAUGUACCUUCUGUUUUUUCACCUGUAACUGAAUUUGAAAAGUGAAUUGUGUACAUACUAAAUUAUUUCUUUUCAAUGUAGACGAUAGUGUUGAAUCGGCUAUCAAUAGCUGAGUCUCCAUAAAACCAUUAAAUGCCAGUGAAAGUACUCAUGUCUUGAUGCACAUUUACUGUUCCAUUUUGAUAUCCAAAGAGGCGUGGUCUUGGGUUAAAGCUGUAUUUUUAUUGUUAUUCGUUGGUGGUGUACAGCAUCCUCUAGUGGCAUCAGCCUGUCUACUCAGGCUUAUUCUUUUCAAUAUUUUUUUUCUAAUGUAGAUUUAUAGAAGUUACUGACAUGACUGCAGGUUAUUGAGUAAAAUGCAGAUCAAAGAAGUUUGUUUUUUGUUUAUUUAAGGUCAUGUUACAUGAAUAUAAUUUUAUUUAAGCACAUCUCAUCUCACCCCUCUAUGAAUUUUUUUAUUCUCUCUUCUAGCUUUCUUUUGCCAACUAAAGACUAUUACUUCCUCAUACUCUCACUUUUUGUUCUUUCUGUUCAAUGUCAUAAGCACAACUUUUUUCAAAGAUGGAAGAGUUAAGAAAUUAAAAGGUUUUAAUCGUGA